Messenger RNA from Megalobrama amblycephala (Wuchang bream), 2301 nucleotides. RefSeq names its product tripartite motif-containing protein 14. Gene Ontology annotation, molecular function: protein binding. NCBI's taxonomy places the organism in Eukaryota, Metazoa, Chordata, Actinopteri, Cypriniformes, Xenocyprididae. Bases 302 to 1549 code for a protein of 415 amino acids. The record is from RefSeq and is a predicted model, not a curated record. The transcript has 7 exons.
GCAAUGCACUAAAUGAAAUACAAGUUUCAACAUGAAUUUCAGAACAGCUAAAUAAAACCCACAAUCUGCUGUUAUUUCCAAACCCUGCAGGUCAACAAGUCUGGAACUGAGCAGACAAAAUCCUGUCAGUUAUAAAACACUGUGAAAGUGUGUGCACACAAAUACGCAUAUGCAGCAGGCUUUGGCUUGUUAAAAGGGGCUGUACAACUUUUUCAACACAUUCCACAGACGAUGCUUGCAGGAGGACGACAAUCAAACACAUUCACUAUUCUCAUAUCACUUUCUUAGAGAACUUGGAGAGAUGGCAGAGGAAGAUUUUAGGCCUCUAUCAGAGGAAACCAGUUCCUUCUGUCUGGCUACAGAGGCUCGUUCAGGGCCACAAGUCAUCCAGCCCUUCCCACGCUCUCCAAUACUGAUCAGGAGAACUGGAGCCAUCUCUCCAAAACCCUCAGAGCAGUGUCAACAGCUGCCAGUCUGGUUGGAGGACUUGAAGAAGGAGAAGAAAAGAACAGAGUCUCAUCUGGAAUCUAUUAAAAAGCGGCAAGCCAACCUAAAUACGAGUUCAGAGGCGAUGAAGCAGCACGUACAGGAGUGUUAUGAGGAGCUACAUGUGGCUCUGCAGGAGGAUGAGAAGGCUGUUCUAGACAUGAUAGAGCAAGACCGCCGGGAGACCAACAGUAAACUAAACCGAAUUCUUCAAGACUGGAAUCAACACCUUGGUCUGCUGCAGAAACACAUCAGCACUAUGCAGUCAGCUCAACAGAGCCCCACAGAGUCCAUGAAGGAGUCAUUUCCUGAGGAUUUUACAUUGACUAGCUGUCGUAAGAAACUGGACCCAGCUGAAGAACAGAUAAAAAUGAAUGAGGAGAAGAUCCAGAAGCUCAUGAAGGUUCUUAGGAACAUCUCAAAAGGUCUGAAAGCCCAGCUACAACGAAAGAGCCUGCUGCUGGACUCCUCAAAUGUGGCGAUUGAUAAACUGACCUGUCACAAACAGAUUAAGGUGACCUCGGAGGGACGGGGCAUGUCCCUUUCUGCAGAGGAACACUGUGUUCCCAAUGACCCUCUAAGAUUUGAUCAGUUAUACUGUGCCUUGGGCUCCAUUGCUUUUAAAUCUGGGCAGCACUACUGGGAGGUGGAUGUGCACUGCUGCCCAUCAUGGGCUGUGGGUGUGGCUUACGGGAGCCUACAGAGGAGAGGACGAGACAAAGCAGCCAAACUUGGACGGAACAGGUGCUCGUGGAGUCUUGAGUUUCAGGAUGGGCAUCUCAUGGCCUGGCACAACGAUCGGCACGUGGCACUACCCGUCACAGCAGCACGGGCUGCACCGAACAGGGUGGGAGUGUUUGUGAAAUAUCAGAAGGGUCGAGUGGUGUUCUAUGAUGCUGAGACUAUGAGAAUGCUGCAGGAGUUUUCAGCAGUGCAGACGGCCGUGUUUGACAGAGCACAUCAUCAGUUUACUGAGCCGCUCUACCCAGCUUUCCGCUUCUUCUCACCCAGAGACAAACACACAGGCCAUCAUCAUAUGGAAAUAUGCGACCUCGGUCUUUAAUAUUGUUUGAAUACACGUCCGUUUAGGUCGGUAAGAUUUUUGUUAAUGUUUUUGAAAGUGGUUUCUAAUGCUUAUGCUCUUAAGGCUGAAUUUAUUUGAUCAAAAAUUACUGUAAAAAUAAUAAAAUAAUAUUGUUACAAUUUAAAAAACACUGUUUAAACUGUAAAAUCAAAUGUAAUUUAUUUCUGUGAUGGCAAAGCUGGAUUGUCAGCAGCCGUUCUUCAUAAAUCAUUCUAAUAUGCUGAUUUGAUCUUUAGAAACAUUUCUUAUUCAUUCUUAUUUCUUAUGUCUUAUAUCUUAUCAGUGUUGAAAAAAUUGUGAUGCUUAAUUUUUUUUGGAAAAUGUGAUGCAUUAUUUCCAGGAUUCUCCGAUGAACAGAAAGUUCAAAAGAACAGCAUUUAUUUGAAAUAAAAAUCUUUUGUACAAUAUAUGAACAGUAAUGUAUAUUAUACUUAUACUUUAGGACCACCAUUAUAGGACCACCUUUCUGAGAUUCAGUUAAUAGUGCAAGCAUACCAAAAAAGCAAAGUCAUCUUAAUAGCACAGUGUACUACUUUAAACAUGGUAAAAAUAUAGUAAAAACACAGUACAGUUAAUUUUUUUUUUUAAAUAAAAUAAUCAUAAGGAGUGGAACACCCCCUCAAUUCUAUGUCUGUGUGGCUAUUUAACCUUGUAUUUGCAAAUAAUUAUGUUGUAUUAUGUUUACCUGUAAUCAAUAUCCAGCAAUAAACUCUUCACGGUUGGACUCUUGC